CCUUGACUCACAAGGACUCCAACCGGAGAAGAUGAACAGGAGACGCCUCUCAGGGGUGGCGAGACAGGCGGCGCAGGCGCGGCUCGGGGGGCGGGGCGGGCACGUCACGUGACAUGCGCAUUGCCUGCCGGGAAGGCCGCCACCGCCCCUGCGCCUGCGCACUGGAGUGCAUCCGGCCUCUUCAUUCCUGCGCGUUCGCUGACGAGGUCCCGAGGCCUAGCAGUCGAGCGGGCUUGGGCUCUUGCCUCCAGAAUAUGGCAAGUCAUCUUGUAAAACCUGAUAAUAGAAAUUGCAAAAGACCAAGAGAGUUGGAGCCUCAAAUGCCAGAUAGUCCACAACUGUCCUCUCUUGGAAAAUCAGAUUCCUCUUCCUCUGAAAGCUCUGGACUGUUUUAUAAAGAUGAAGCCCUGGAGAAAGAUUUAAAUGAUAUGGGCAAAGAAAUUAAUCUCAUGUUGUCUGCAUAUGCAAAGAUCUUAAGUGAGAGAGCAGCGGUAGAUGCAUCUUACAUUGAUGAGAUAGAUGGACUCUUCAAAGAAGCCAAUACCAUUGAAAACUUCCUAAUACAGAAGAGAGAGCUCCUGAGACAGAGGCUUACAGUAAUUGCAAACACACUACACAGAUAAAAUUGUGUACUUAAAAUUAGCUGAGAAUUUAAACCCAUUGUUGUAAUGAAAGAAUGACAUCUGUGCUCUGAAUGCUUCCUAGUUGUUAAGAAAAAUGUGUAUCUUAAAUAAAUUUCUUCUCUAGAAUUAAAAGAGGCUUUAAGCUGGACAUAAAUAUGAAAUAUGUAGUUUUUCUUUUGAGGGUCAACUAUUUGGCAUAUUUUAUAAACGUCUAUAUUAUUUAAAUUAUGUAUGAAUUCAAUUUUUUCAAUCCUCCCAACCUUUCUUAACUUUCUAGAAGACUCACUGAGUUAAUUCGAUAAUAUUUAAUAAUAUUGUACUUUUUAUUUUAGAAUAUUUAGAAAGCAGAUGGAUAGCUUUCAAGAUAGUUUUAAGAUGUUUUUCAUGGUUGGUAUUGAAAAAAAAUUAAAGCCCAAAAGUAAUUUUUCCAGCGUCUCAAUAUGUAAUUAAACUGUGCCAUUGCUAUUCAAUAUUACCAUUUGAUUAUUUUCACUAUUAUUAUUAUACAUCGCUAAUAAAAAUUUGGUUUAAAAUUAA
Molecule: messenger RNA, 1160 nt
Organism: Vicugna pacos (alpaca)
Lineage: Eukaryota; Metazoa; Chordata; Mammalia; Artiodactyla; Camelidae
Gene: TEX12
Product: testis expressed 12
Biological process (GO): synaptonemal complex assembly
Cellular component (GO): central element
Source: RefSeq, a predicted model, not a curated record